Chaetomium fimeti is the source of this 1776-nucleotide messenger RNA. RefSeq lists its product as uncharacterized. The coding region runs from base 1 to 1524 and encodes 507 amino acids. The record is from RefSeq and is a predicted model, not a curated record. NCBI's taxonomy places the organism in Eukaryota, Fungi, Ascomycota, Sordariomycetes, Sordariales, Chaetomiaceae. The transcript is spliced from 5 exons.
AUGUCCCGGCCAGACCGUCCAACCUCGAAUGAGCAUGUCCUCCACCGCCAGCCAAGACUAUCGCCGUUGAGCAGGCGGCGCGAAUUGGCCGAGAAAGCUUUCGGGGUUUGGGCCGCCAGAGUUCGCGAACAUGGAACACGGCGAGAAAUGAGGGCGGGAGUCCUACUUGAUGCCCAGAAAUGCCCAGUUCCCCUGCUAGGGCCGAAGGGCACCGGGAGGAUCUUGAAGAAUAUCGAUCAACGGGGCGUCGUGCCCGAGGUUUCCGAUGACGCAGUGGCGAGGCACUCCACCGCCCCACGCUCAACCCCUUUUAGAUCGGAGUUCUGGGGACAAUCAAGAUCAUCGACCUACGGCCGUCAGAGCUCUGAAUGGGAAACGGAGACAUUGCUGGAUCAAACCAGCGGAUUAGAUGACAUGGCAACCUACCCUUGUCCGUUUAGGAAACGCAACCCGACCCGGUUUAACAUCCGCGACCACGAGGCCUGCGCCAGAGCCCCCUUCGACUCGAUCCGCGGGUUGAAGCACCAUAUCGUUACAUACCACCGAAAGGAGUCGACUCUCGCCCGACACCAAUGUCGGCGCUGCAAACAACAGUUCGAGACGGAGAUCGCGCUUGAAGAUCAUUUACUGCUACCGAGAGAUCAGAUCUGUGAAGUGACGGAAGCAUCUCCCGUCGAUUAUGAAGAUGGGAUAACAGAGGAGAUGGCAAGGAACCUACUGUACGGACGGAACGCAACCGAAGAAACGUGGACUUGGGGAGGGGUUUGGACUCUGCUCUUUCCUGACGACCCCGAAGUGCCAGACUCAGACUUCAACCCCGUCGCUGAGCUCGUCGAGGUGGAGCAAGCGUUUGACGAGGGACAAGAUGUGCUCAAGGAAAGCUUACGAGAGAAGCUUCAACUGCUGCUUCCCGAGGCCCUCGACGCGGACUACCUCAGCUUCCUCACGGGGCAGCUCGAGCUAGUCUUCGAGACACACAAGGUCAACGUCAUGAAACAGUCCUUGGGUCGCUGUUGCUCAACAGUAAGCGGAGCGCAACCAUCUAAGACGCAAGGAGCUGAGCACCCAAGCGCGUCGAGAAAGCCGAACCGCCAAUCCCGGCGAAGCACCCUCCUCCAGAACAUGCACCGCAGCAGCAUACAAGGCCCAACCCCGGCCCCUGCAUCCCGCCGAACCUCCCACAUCAGCAGCAGCACCGCCAACAAACGCGCACACCGUCCCUUCAGCGAGCAGUCCUUCCUGUGCCGGACGGACCCUCAGCAGCACCGACCCAGGUCGACGGCAAGCACCACCGCCGCCGCAUCACCCCCCCUCGAACAACACAUUCUCUAUAACACCCACGGCGGCGCCCGCACCACCCUCUCAACCAACCCCGACCCCAACCCGCGCGACUCGCGCGACUCGGGCAUCAGCAUGCCGUGCGACGCGUGCGCCGCCGAGCCUGGUGGUGGUGGGGAGGGGGGCGGGUUCUCGCCGGAGUCGUUUAAGCAGCGGGUUUUGAGGGGGCGGGGGGUGGGUGUUUAGUUUAGAUUCUGUACUGCAACUGUACAUGCAUAUUCGGGGGUUGUGGGUUGGGGGUGUGCGUUGGUUGUAUAAUUGCAUUGCGGGCAGGGAGGCGAUGUUUGGUGCCUGGUGGAAUGGGUUUGGAUAAUACGGGGACGGGCAGUUAAUGAUAUUAAUACUGACUUGGUAUGUACUUUUAGGGACAGCGUAUGCGGUGUCCUGGUUCCCGGCCGAUGGGGAUAUUGUCAUCGUUCACGGCAGUGUCGGGCGGUG